ACGACUAGUGAAAAACUAUCAGCCCAAGAAAAAAGAGGAGGAAGAUAAUGAAUUCUCUUCUUGGCAGGCAUUUCGAAAUGUGCUGAAAGAAAUCGGUGAUUUAGCGGGACAACGUGAAGUUGUUGCUGAAUCACUACAAUUACAAAUUAUACAAGCGGUAACGCUGCUAUCAAAAACAUUAAGAGAAGAAAGAAAAAAAUGUUUAAAUGACGGCACAACACUACAACAGAACCUUAAUUAUCAAUUAGGUGCACUAGAACGUGCAAAACGUAACUAUGAAAAAGCCUAUAGGGACUCAGAAAAGGCCAUAGAAAGUUAUAAAAAGGCUGAUAUGGAUUUUAAUUUAAGUAGAGCAGAAGUGGAACGGCACAAAAAUGUUAUGACCCAAAAAAUACAACAGUCCGAUGAUGCAAAAAAUGAAUACGCAAAUCAAUUACAAAAAACAAAUAAUUUACAACAACAACAUUAUAAUGUGAUGCUACCUGCGGUAUUUAAUCGUUUACAAGAGUUAGAUGAGAAACGGACUCGAGGUAUACGGGAGUUUAUAGUUGGUGCUGCUAAAGUUGAAUCAGAGGUAGCACCUAUAAUAGCUAUAUGUAUGCAAGGUAUUGUUAAAGCCGGCGAGUCAAUAAAUGAAAAAGAAGAUUCCUUUAAAGUCAUAGAGAGGUAUCAAUCUGGUUUUACGCCACCAAUCGAUAUACCGUUUGAGGAUUUAUCUAAACAAGAUCACGAUACAUCACAAGAUUCACACUACAGUAAUAUGCAGUCAAACCAUUUAACAAUGAAAGGCACUAUGAGUGCGAAUAAACUUAAGAAACGUGUAGGAAUAUUCAAUAUAUUUGGUAGUAAUAAGGUAAAU
Molecule: messenger RNA, 859 nt
Organism: Teleopsis dalmanni
Lineage: Eukaryota; Metazoa; Arthropoda; Insecta; Diptera; Diopsidae
Product: formin-binding protein 1-like
Exons: 5
Source: RefSeq, a predicted model, not a curated record